GGGAAUAAAUUUAAGAGUUUUCUCCUCCGUAUGGAUAACUCCAAGCGAGGAGGCUUUAGGAAGAGCUUGCUGCUGCUUCUUUUUUCUUAUUUAACAAGUGAGCAAAGCCGAUUAGUGGAAGCAGUUUCAGAUGACGAAUAUCCAGUGCUAACUAAGAGUCAGGCAAUAAUUGACGAUUCUACUGAUCCAAGGACUAAGUUUGUUUCUUCUUUAUCACAUCUUUUAGAACAAGAUGAAGAUGACAAACGAAGUAGUUCUUUUUUUCCCCUGAGAGGGAAAAAAAUUCCUAAUAAUGAAGCAAAUAUUGCAGACCAUUAUCAGUUUUUGCCCGAUCCUGAAGACAAACGUAGUCAGUUUUUUCCCUUGAGAGGGAAAAAAAUUCCCUUUGAUUUGAAAAGAGCGAGUUAUUUUAUGCCAAUGAGGGGAAGAAAAAAUGAUGAAUGGGAUGACUUUUCUGAGGAAGAGAACAGCCAAGAUAAAAGAGCAUCCUCUUUCAUGCCCAUGCGAGGGAAAAAGAGGAUUGAUGCCAGUUCGGACACAUAUCAGCAUUUUGGAAAAUCCGCUCUUAAGCGGCCGAUGUCAUUUUUUGCCACUAGAGGAAAAAGGUUUGACGAUUCUUCAAGUGAGCAAAUCUCCAAACUGCCAUAGAAUUUAUGUUUUUCCCCCACACAAUUUCCGUGAUAGAUGACAUGUCCUCUUUCAUUUUAUUUGGAUCACACUUUAACUGUAUCAUUUCAGACACAAAUGCCUUUUACAAGUUAAUCUAUAUCUAUUGUAACUCCGCGGAUAUAAAACAGACAUAAUGAAAUAUUGUAUCAUCUUUGACUAGCAGUGUAUAAUGUAAAUGUAAGACUCUGAAAUAAAAAAUAUGAGUUUAACAA
Parasteatoda tepidariorum (common house spider) is the source of this 881-nucleotide messenger RNA. Lineage: Eukaryota; Metazoa; Arthropoda; Arachnida; Araneae; Theridiidae. The record is from RefSeq and is a predicted model, not a curated record.